AUGAAUAAUCAAAAAUCAAUAAAUAAUAAUAGAAAUACUAACUAUUAUAAAAAGGAAGAAAAAGAAGAUAAUACAACAAAUCGAGUAAAUAAUCAAUAUAUAAAUACAAAUUCAUCAAGAAUAGUAUUACCAUCACAAGAACAUCCUAUACAAACAGGUGGUAAAAGAAAUAAUAAAAAUCAAAAUUUAGCAUCACCAUUUAUUAGACAACAUUUAUCUCAUUCACCAAUAUUACAAUCACAAACUCCGAAUCAAACAUCGCAUUAUAAUCAACAACAACAACAACAACAACAACAUCAACAACAGCAACAACAGCAACAAUUACCUCAGCUUCAAAGAUAUCAGAAUCAAACUAAUGAAAGAAGAAUGAGUUUCACAAUGUUUUCACCGAAUGCUACUACUAGCCCUUUGUAUCCUAUUACAUCAAAUACAAGAGGAAAUAAUAGUAAUAAUAACAACAACAAUAGUCCAUCAAAUGCAAAUUCACCUGGUGCUAUUAAAAAAAUUAAACAAGAAGAUUAUUUAUAUCAUGCUUCAACUUUACCUCCAUCACCAUUAGCUGGAUCAUCAUUACAACCAAAUAUUAGUUAUACACGUAGAUCAAAUCAAAUACUGACACCAAGUGCAACAAAUUUCAAAAAAGCACCAUCUCCAGAAAAUGAAAAUGAAGAUGAAAGAUUUUUAAGAUUAGCAAGAGAUGCAUUAGUAGCUACUGCUAGAGGAAUUGAUCAAAGAAAUAGAGGUUUAGUUGAUCCAACUAUACUGGAUUUAUUAACAAGAUUACAAUAUGCUUCAUCACCUCAUGGUAAUCCUAUAGCGAAACUGGAAAAUUUACAAACUAAUGUAUCUGGUCAAUUAAAUAUUCAAGAAUUUUAUGAACUGUUUCCAAAUUUAAGUAAUGAUAUAUUUUCAGGUAAUCAACUGGAUAAUCAACAAGAUAAAAAAAUAAUUCCAAUUAAUGAUCAAAAUAGUGGUGGAAACAGUAAUAGUAGUGGGUUGUUGAAAAGUAGACAUCAUCCAGCAGGAAAUGCAUCUGGUUGGAAUUUUUUAAUUGGUGAACCAUUACAAUUGAAAGCAGAUAGUGAAAGAAGUCCCUUAAAUAAUCUAAAUGUAACAAAUGAUUUUCAAAAAUCAGAUCAUGAUAUACUAAAUAAACCUCAACUACCGAAAACUAAAUCUUCAGGAAAAAUAACUAAAAAGACCAAACAACCUAAAUCACAAUCAUUACAACAACAACUGCAACUUCAACAACAAAAUUCAACAACAAAUGAUCCAUCAAGAAAAUUCCUUUGUUCAAAAUGUUCAAUGUCAUUUAGAAGAUCAUCAGAUUUAAAAAGACAUGAAAAACAACAUUUAAGUAUUCCACCAAAUAUUUGUGAAUUUUGUGGUAAAGGAUUUGCAAGAAAAGAUGCUUUAAAAAGACAUAUUGGUACAUUAACUUGUAAAAGAAAUGCUGAUAAAAAAUUAUAUAUUGAUAAUUUAAAUUAUUUAAAAAAUAAAAUUAAUUUAAAUCAAAAAGUUAUUAAUGAUCAACAACAUUUAAAACAACUGCAACAACAACAACAACACCAUAAUCAUAAUCAACAACAAGAAGAAGAUGAAGCUGAUGAUGGCGAUGAUGAUGAUAACGAUGAUGACGACGAUGAUGAUGAUGAUGAUGAUGAAGAGGAUGAAGAGGAAGAAGAUAUAGAAGAUGAUAAUCAAGUGGAAGAAAGACAAAUUAAAAAAAUUAAAACCAAUACCAAUGUUAAUGAUGACAGAAACAAUAAAAAUAAUGAAGAUAGUCCGAAAUUUCCAACUUAUGGUUAUCAAAAACUGAAUUGGUGA
Lodderomyces pseudojiufengensis is the source of this 1827-nucleotide messenger RNA. RefSeq lists its product as uncharacterized. Bases 1 to 1827 code for a protein of 608 amino acids. The record is from RefSeq and is a predicted model, not a curated record. The transcript has a single exon. Lineage: Eukaryota; Fungi; Ascomycota; Pichiomycetes; Serinales; Debaryomycetaceae.